Amphimedon queenslandica is the source of this 2249-nucleotide messenger RNA. Its product is annotated as nuclear pore complex protein Nup155-like. The transcript is spliced from 15 exons. The record is from RefSeq and is a predicted model, not a curated record. Gene Ontology annotation, biological process: transcription-dependent tethering of RNA polymerase II gene DNA at nuclear periphery; protein import into nucleus; RNA export from nucleus. Gene Ontology annotation, molecular function: structural constituent of nuclear pore. Bases 78 to 2249 code for a protein of 723 amino acids. Gene Ontology annotation, cellular component: nuclear pore inner ring; nuclear pore. Lineage: Eukaryota; Metazoa; Porifera; Demospongiae; Haplosclerida; Niphatidae.
GGUAGUCACGCCUGUUAAUAAACCACGUGCGCCCUGCCUCCAAAGCCUUAAACUCUCACCUCUCUUCAUUUUAAAUCAUGUCUACUGCUCAAGGAAGUAACGAGGUUUUGGAGAGUGCUGGAGGUCUGGUAGACAAGUACCAGGUCUCAGAUCAACGCUUCUACGACCUCAGUGGCCUACUUAGAGUCACAUCGGACCGUCUUACAAAUGGAAGCGGACAGUCGGACGUCGAUUAUCCUUUUCUCUCGUCUCUGUUUCCAUCACUGGAUGGUAUGCCACUCAUCGGUGAUGUAGACCAUACUCCUUUACCAUCAGAACUGGUCCAGGAAUUUGAGAAUAUGCAGUGUAACUCUGAUAUGGGUCUGAUGCCUGUCAUCAAGAGAGCCUGGCUUACCAUUGACAGCACCAUAUACCUAUGGAACUAUGAAGAUGGUAAGGAUCUAGCAUAUUUUGAUGGUCUCAAGGAGGUGAUACUAGCCGUUGGACUCGUGGUACCUAAACUGGGAGUGUUCCAGGAACACAUACGAUACCUUCUCUGCUUGACCACGCCCACUGAGAUAGUGAUACUUGGAGUUAGUUUUAAUGAGACCUCUACUGAUCCUCAUAAUGAGCUCCACCUCCUUCCCGAGCCUCUCUUCUGUCUUCCAUCAGAUAACGUCAGUAUGGCUGCUGUACUGGGUACCUGUACUGGUAGGGUAUUCCUCGCUGGUAAAGAUGGCUGCCUUUAUGAAGUUGUCUAUCAAUCUAAAGAUGGCUGGUUCAAGAAGAGAUGCUAUAAAGUGAACCACUCCACAUCUUACCUCUCCUAUAUUGUACCCUCUUUCCUCUCAUUCUCUGAUGAAGACCCAUUGGUUCAACUAGUGGAGGAUAGCUCCCGCAAUAUUUUAUACACGAGAAGUCAAAACGGAACGAUUCAGGUGUAUGAUCUGAAUGUUGAUGGUAUGGGACUCUCUUACGUUGCCUCUAUGAGUCUUGAUACUAUUGUAAGGAAAUGCUGCAACACUAUGAGGAUUGCUGAUAAGACUCUUUUUAAUGGAAUCAUUCAUUUAUCACUGAUACCACUAGCUGAAUCAUUCACACUUCACCUACUGGCCAUAACUAAAUCUGGUGUUAGGCUUUAUUUCACUACGACUCCCCAAGGGAAGACCCAGCGUCCCUCCCUCCUCUCCCUCGUCCACGUCCGCCUCCCCCCUGGUUACUCCCCCUCUAACGCUGCCUCUAAACCCGGUCCCACAGUCCAUCAGGGCUUCUAUAGACGUGGGUGCCUCCUCUUGGCUAGUUCUCAAGCUGAAGACAGGGAUAUUAUAUGGUUGGUUGAUCCUGACUUGUAUCCGUUUCAGAAUAGUCUUGUGGAGGCUUUUGUGAAUUAUCCACUUAAUGGUAGGACGUGGUGUAUGGCUGAGUCCAUAGAACCAGGUGAACUGGAGGCUGUACAAUCACUAACAACACUACCACCAGCUGUAGUCACUCAACACACUCACCCACCUAGAAGAUUCAUACUACUAACUACUAAUGGUUCAUAUAUCAUAGCUAAGCCACGCCCAGUUGAUCAGUUACAGUACAUUUUAGAGCAAACGAGAUCAGGCCAAGGACAAGCUCUAGAAGAAUUCUUUCAUCUCCACGGUAACAUGCAGGCCUCCGCCAUGUGUCUCAUACUAGCCACAAGACCAAAUAAGGAGGUGGCUCACUGGGCGACUGAGGCUUAUUUCAAGCAUGGAGGAGAACCUCAUUUUAUUUUUCCAACGACUCUCGGACCUAACGGGGCGGGGCCUUCUCCGAAUCAGUUCCAGCAGCAACCCUCAUCGCCAUUUUCUAGUUUUGUUCAAGCCCCGCCUUCUUUGGGCGGGGCUCUCGGUCGUCCUGUGAUUGGUCCGGAGGUACAGUUGUCAGGGAAACACAACGGACUCAUUUUGUACUUGGCACGUCUUCUUCGUCCACUGUGGAAUGUGUCUGUUACCAUAGAAGAGAAAAAUGAAGGAUCCGGUGACGUAAAAGUAAUGAGUCACUAUGACAUUAUGGAGUUGGCUGUAUUAGGAGAGCAACUGAGAGAAUUAAAGGCAUUUCUUGAUAAUAAUAUUCAAUUUUUCACAGCAAAUGACAUCAGCAGUCAAAAACAUUCUUCUCCAGCUAAUAUUCAUCAAAGGAUGCUUUACUUCAUGAGACCUGAUGGAAUGCCAACAGAUAGCCCUGACAAUGUACAGCAAUCACUUCUGAAUAAGUUUAGAUGUAAGACUAGAAGUAUCUUUUGA